Psilocybe cubensis is the source of this 795-nucleotide messenger RNA. RefSeq lists its product as uncharacterized. NCBI's taxonomy places the organism in Eukaryota, Fungi, Basidiomycota, Agaricomycetes, Agaricales, Agrocybaceae. Gene Ontology annotation, cellular component: U1 snRNP. The record is from RefSeq and is a predicted model, not a curated record. Gene Ontology annotation, molecular function: U1 snRNA binding. The coding region runs from base 1 to 795 and encodes 264 amino acids. Gene Ontology annotation, biological process: mRNA splicing, via spliceosome. The transcript is spliced from 7 exons.
AUGGCAGAGCUUGCUCCUGCUCCAACUUCGUCUGCUCCCAUGGAGGGUAUUAUCUCGGCAGAUAGGCCAGAGACAGUCUCUCAAUCAACUCCCGCUGUCGAAGAAUAUUCAUGCGAAACCCUCUAUAUACAGAACUUGAACGAGAAGAUCAAACCUGAAGUUAUGAAAGCUUCUCUACGUGGCUUAUUCAAGGUCUAUGGAGAGGUUUUGGAUGUUGUAGCACACAAGAAUCUAAGAAUGCGUGGUCAAGCAUUCGUAUCCUUCGCGUCUCCCGAGAUCGCUAAGAACGCGAUGAAAGACGUACAACGUUUCCCCUUGUAUUCAAAACCGAUGCAAAUAUCGUUCGCCCGAACACGGUCCGACGCGGUGGUCAAGAAGUUGGAUACAGAGCAUUUCGACGAGCAUAAAGCGCGGAGGGAGGAACAUAAAAAGAAGACACGGUAUACGAAUCCCCUUAAGUCCAAGUUUAGAGCCAAACGACUAGCUGCAGAAGUGGACGGAGGUGCUGCAGCUCCUGCUCCCAAACGGCCGAACGUCCAAAUGCCAGACGAAUACUUACCACCAAACAAAAUUCUUUUCCUUCAAAAUCUACCAGAAUCGGUCACCAAAGACCAGCUAAUGGCCCUUUUUUCUCAAUAUCCAAAUCUCCACGAAGUUCGUCUUAUUCCAACAAAAAGAGACAUCGCUUUCGUGGAAUUUUUGGACGAGGGAAGUGCAGGAGUAGCCAAAGAUGCCCUGCACAAUUACAAGUUGGAUGGAGAGAACAAGAUCAAGAUUACCUUUGCGAGGAAGUAG